AUGCUUUUCAUUCCUUUUGUUUUACUAAUUCCAAGCUGCGUUGGUUUCCGUGAUUUUGCAGGAAAUUUUACUAAAGCAAACUCUAAUUUUAGUUGUCCCGAAUAUCAUUAUUACUAACCAGACUUAAUUCCUCAUACAUGUGUUGGGUAUGUGAAUAUUUGCAAAGGAGUUACUGAAGUAACUGUAAAAAUAUACAAUUUUUAAGAAGUGCUUUGCCAUCCUAGAUUUUAAGCUUUUAAUCUAUAGCCUCUUACUACUAAUAAUUAUAUUCUUAUAUGCGUUCCCCCUUACUCAACAACUUACCAAUACAAUUCGAAUGGUGAAGUAGUUCACACAUGCGAAUUAACCAAUAAUGUUUUUUGUGUUUUAGCUUAAAAAUAUGGUUCAACAAUAAAAUGUGAAUAUUGUUUUGGAUAUUUAAUGAAGACUCCUUGUGAUUAUAUAAAAUCUGGUAUAAUGGUAUUAAGUCUUGAUUUAUAAUUAGAAUGUCCUUUAAAUUGCAAGCGUUGUGAUGUCGUAACAUUAUAUUGCUCAGAAUGUUUGGAUGGUUAUACAAUAAAUGGUCCGGGUGAUUAUAAAUGCAGUUAUAAAUGCAAGACUGAAGAUAUGAAGUGUACGUAUACUCCUUCGACUUAAACUUAUUUGACUGUUUAUUGUGCAGUUGGAUAUGAAAUGGUAUUGGUUAAUGGUUUAUAUGUUUUUUGCUCUGCUUAUUGUACAUUGUGUGCUAAUAAAGUAUGUCAAACCUGUGACACAGGUUAUAAAUUAGUAAGUGGCAAAUGUUUUGGAGAUCCCAAUUGUGCAGCAAUUUCGUAUGGAAUAUAUUAUUAUCAUAGAAUUAUUUAUAAUUCAAAUAACUCUCCUAUUGGAUAUACCUGUUUAUAGUGUGAUUUUGGAUACUUUCAAAAUGGUCCACUUUGCCAAUUGUGUUCCUCAAUGCCUGGUUUAGAGACUUGUUUUUUGUGCAAUUCAGGAACAGUAUGCAAGACAUGUUAAUCAGGAUAUUACUUGAACGAUCAAAAGUAAUGUAUACCUUUUGAUGGGUGUGAUGGAAGAUGCAAUACUUGUUUGACGAAUGAUCCAUUUUAUUGUACAACUUGUGAUUACACAAAUCUUAAAAGAGUUACAGUAAAUGGCCAGUGUGUUUGUGCACAAGCAUAAAAUUAUGCUGAAAGAUUUGGGACCUGUGUUUUAUGCACAGAAGGAUUCUGUAAGACUUGUACUCUUGACUUUUUUUAAUGCACAUCAUGUGAUCCAGCAAGGAAUAGAGUUCUUGUUGGCACGAAUUGUCCAUGUCUAUAAGGAUAUUACGAAACUUAUUUGGAUGAUAUGAAGUGUUAAAAAUGUCAUGAAACUUGCUAUAAUUGCGACGAUCCAACAAAGAAUGAUUGUACUGAAUGUGAUAGUCUCAAGAACAGAUAUUUGUUCCAAGGAUAAUGUAUAUGCAAAAGAGGAUAUGUGGAAGCCUUAUCAGGUGGAGCUUUGCUUUGUUUAGCAUGUCAUCCUAGAUGUGAAAAAUGCUCGAAACCAAAAGACGCUACUACCAAUAAAUACUGCACUCUUUGUAUUGCAGGUCAAAAUAGGAUGUUGACAAGCAAAUAAUCAUGUGAUUGUAUGAACACAUACGGAGAUUUAAAUGGGGUUUAGGAUGUUUGUUUCUAAUGCUAUUAUACUUGUGGUGGUUGUAUUAACAAUCAACCUACUGGUUGCAAUAUGUGUCUUGCAUCUUCAAAUAGGUAUUUGACAUCGACGAAGGAAUGCUUAUGCAAAGACAAUUAUUUUGAAGAUGGUGUCAAUAAUAGAGAUUGCAAAAGAUGUCAUUAUUCUUGUUAUAAUUGUAAUAACAAUUCUGGCAUAGAUCAAUGCACCUAGUGUCCUACUACGAGAGUAGCUGAUGGAACUGGAUCUACUUUUAAGUGUUUAUGUUCGGAUCCUCAUUCCUUUGAUGAUGGCUAAAGUCUACUUUGUGGUUAAUGUCAUUAUUCAUGCUUGACUUGCAAUGGAUAUGAUAAGUCUAAUUGUUUGACUUGCGAUUUGGCUUAUAGAGUAUUUGGAUUUUCAAAAUGUUAAUGUCCAACUGGAUACUAUGAGGUGGGAUAACUUUAAUGCUAAAAAUGUCAUUUUACUUGCCAGAAUUGUUAUGAUAAGAAUUCAGACAAUUGCAUCACUUGUUCAGCUAAUAUGAAUCGGACUAUGAUGGGAAACACUUGUAUAUGCAAGAGUGGCACAUCAGAUUACAAUGGUUCGCAAGCAUUGUGUGAGAAUUGUUCAUAUCGCUGUGCUAAUUGUACUUAACUUGAUACUAGCCAAUGCACAAGUUGUCCAGAAUUUUCAUUUAGAGAACUAGGAGCUAAUAAAUCUUGUUCGUGUCCAUCUAAUUUAAUUGAUAUUCCCGUAAAUCCAACUUGUCAAGUUUGUCACUAUACCUGUUAUUCAUGUUCAGGAUUUAAAUCGACACAAUGUACAAAUUGCAGCGAUCUAUAAUUAAGACAAUUAAAUAGUAAAGGAGAAUGUGAAUGCAAAAGCCAUUAUUAUGAUAUUGGAAGUGCAUAAUGUCAAAUUUGCAGUAAAUUUUGUGUGGAUUGUUAUCAAACAUCUACUAAUUGUACUUCAUGCCCUUCAGAUAGAUAUUUGACUACUACGAGUACAUGUCUUUGUAAGACAAAACUAUAAGGACUGUUGAUUAGUACAUUCUAAUUCUCUACUCAAACGACUUGUUCUAAAUGUCAUUACUCCUGUUUGACCUGCGAUGGAUUUUCAUCCUUAAAUUGCAUAACAUGUUCAGAUACUGAAAAUAGAAUUCAGACUGGAACUGCCUGUUUAUGUAAGCCUAACUAUUUUGAUUAUGGUUCUUCUUUAUGCAAAAAAUGCAGUUACAGAUGUAAAACCUGUUCUUAAAGAGAGGAGUAGUGUCUAAGUUGUCCUCCUUUUAGUCUAAGAGAAUAUAAUUCUUUAAUGAUGCUAUGUAAUUGUCCUAAUGGCUAUUAUGAUGACGGAACCAAUCCAUUGUGCUAAUAAUGCCAUUACACUUGCUUAAAAUGCACUGGCUUAGCAACCAAUUGUGAAUUAUGCUCAGGCAUUUCCUAAAGAAUCUUAGAUCAAAUCUUGUUAACAUGUAAUUGUUAGCAAGGAUAUUAUGAUGAUGGAGUUGAAAUUUGUAAAUAGUGUCAUUAUACUUGUUUUUCCUGUAAUGGAGCAGGACCUAACUCCUGUAAUUCAUGUCCAUCUGUGGCUACUUCGUAUAGAGUAUUCUAUAAUAAAACAUGCAAUUGUUUAAAUGGAUACUACGAUGAUGGGUCAUCAAGCAAUUGUAAGAAAUGCUAGAAUUAAUGUUUAACUUGUCAAACCUAUUCGUAUCAAUGUUUAUUAUGUCCAUCUACCAGACACUUAGAUGGAUCGAGUUGUAUUUGUGAUUUAGGAUAUUAUGAUACUGGGGCAUAGAAGUGCAGUCAAUGUGUUUCUAAUUGCUUAAAUUGUUAAACCUCAUCCACUAAUUGCGUUUCAUGUGAUUCUACUAAAAAGAGAAUUUUAAAUACAACAACAAAAACUUGUGUUUGUCAAAGUGGCACAAUAGAAAUCAACGGCAUUUGUUAGGAUUGCGAUAUUUAAUGUAAAACUUGUUCCAAUUCUACAUCCUAUUGCACAUCAUGUGAAUCCAUAAGAUUGUUAGACAAUAAUUAAUGCAUCUGUCUAGAUGGUACUUAUGAAUCCAGCAUUGACCAUUAAUGCUAUUUUUGUCAUAAGUCAUGUUUAACUUGUGUCUAUCAAGCUACUUAAUGUUUGACAUGUUCUGAACCAGAUUUUAGAAUUAUUAAACCUGGAAAUGGUUGUGCAUGUUUUGAUGGAUAUUAUGAAAACUCAAUAACACUAUCUUGUGAAAAAUGUGAUAGUCCUUGUAAAACAUGUGAUCUAUACGCAACCAAUUGUACCUCUUGCUUUGAAGCACUUCAUUACAAUAAAUAAUAAAAUUAUUGUGUGUGUCAAUCUGGCUAUUUUUACAAUGCUACUACUAAAUUAUGUGAAGCCUGCAAUUUCACAUGUAAGGAAUGUAGCACUUAGCUAAAAUGUACGCAAUGUGAUUUAAGUACUAGAUAUUUUGAUGAUCAACACUUUAAGUGUCUUUGCUAAGAUGGCUAUUACGAGGCAAAUCUGAGUUAAUGUCAAAUAUGCCAUAUCUCAUGCUAAACUUGCAUCACUUCUUCUAAUAAUUGUCUAACAUGUGAAACACUACUAUACUAUAGAAAUUUUAAUAAUAAUUAAUGCAUUUGCUAAGAUGGAUAUUAUGAUAUUGGAAUAUCAAUGUGUUAGAAAUGUAAUGAUGUUUGCAAAACAUGCUAAGUAACAGCAUACAAAUGUUAUUCAUGUUAUCAAAGUGAACACAUUCGAACACUUGUUAGUAACUAAUGUAUCUGCCAAACUGGUUAUUAUGAUAAUGGAACUUUAGUUUGUUAGAAAUGUUCAAAUGAAUGUCUUACUUGUAGUGGAUCAGAGAAUCAUUGUACUAGUUGCGAUAUCAAUCAAAAGAGAAUCGAUUAAUCAGUUAUCUAUAGAUGUCCAUGCAUGACAGGUUUUUAUUCCGAUGAAAAUAAGAUUUGCUAAAAAUGUCAUAUCAAAUGCACUUCUUGUCUAAAUCAAAGUGAUCAUUGUCUCAGCUGUAAACUUGUAACUGGCAGCAAUAGAUACACAUUGUCAUAGAAUUGUGAUUGUAAAGCUGGCUACUUUGAUGACGGGAUUUAAUUACAGUGCUAACAAUGCAAUCAGAGAUGUAAAACAUGUGUAAAUACUUCAACCAAUUGUUUAACAUGUUUCGAUAGUUUGAGAUUCAACCCUCCUAAUUGCAAUUGCAUUGAUGGCAAUUAUGAAGAUGCGUAAAAAUAUUGCUAACCAUGUAAUCAUGAAUGUAGUACAUGUAUCAACAAACCAGAAAAUUGUUUAACUUGUAAACCUGGUAGAAUGACAGCCUAAUGUGUAUGCCAAGAUGGUUAUUUCGAAGCUGGAGUAUAAGAAUGCUUAAAAUGUAAUAUUUAAUGUAACACCUGUAAUCAAACAGCCUCAAACUGUUUAUCAUGUAAAGGUGAUCGUAUUAAUUCGCCAGGCUGUUCAUGUCCAUUAGGUUACUUUGAUGAUCUCAUAAAUCAAAAUUGCCAACUAUGUGACUCAUUAUGCUAAACAUGCGAUCGACUUGGUUGCUCCACUUGUGCAGGAAAUAGAAUUAUAUCAAAAGAAUACACUUGUGAUCCCCCUAACAAUUCCAUAUGUAAUAAUAUCACUCCUUGGUGUUCAACUUGUGAUGUUGCAGUGUUGAAUAUUCAAAUAUCUGAUGAUUUAAAAUCUGUCAUUGUUAAAUUUGAUUUCCCCUUGAAUCCUAAAAGUUUCUCUAGUUAAGUUUAAAAAAACCUUUGCUAUCAAAUUUUAUCCAACACUACUUUAAGUAAAUUUGGAUUCAAUCCUCAAUGUCAAAUUGAUGAUAUUGAUCAAAAAAUUCUAUAUCUUAAUUUCGGCAAUAAUCCAACUAUAAUUGAAGGAGAUUCCAUUGAAUUCCUGCCAAAUACCUUAUAACAAUUAGAUUGCAAUAGUAAAUUAUCAGUGUUCGUAUUAACCGAUGUAAAGGCGCCAGGAAAUCCAGUUAUUCCUAUUUUAGAAUUCAAUGUACCUGAAAUUUAAUUGAAUCCUUGUGACAGUAAUAUUAUUAGUGUAAAAUCAAAAUCAAAUGAUGGUUUUAGAGGAUUAAAAAAUAUAAUAUGGUCUUAUGCUGUUUAAGGAUCCUCUGGCCAUGGAGAUCUCGAAAAUUUUAUCCAAUUAUAGUCAAGUCUCCAGUUAUUAGAUUUAAAUAUGGAUGCCUUAAUACUACCAAUUUAAUCUAACAUUACAUUUACAGUAGUAUUUUCCAACUUUAUUGGACAAUAAUCUUCAUAAGUCAUUAAGAUAUCAACCCAUUCGGGUGCUGCUCCUUCAGUUAAUUUUAAUGUCAAAAAACAGUUUUAUUCAUUUUCAGUCAUCAAUAUCAUUUUUACAAUAUAAAAGAUCAAUUGCACUACAAAAUUGAUUGAAAAUCCUAAUUAUCAGAUAAGUUUAAAGGAGAAGGCAAAAACAUUUGGAUCAUCUUCAGAAGUUGAUUACCAAACAGUAUCAAGUCAGAUUGAUUUUAAAAUUAAAAUCCCCUCUUAUAAAUUAACUCCAAGAGCUUUCUAUACAUUUGAAUUGAAUGUCUCAGAUUCAUCAAUAAAGUACUUUUCCUCAUAAUAAACCACUAUUGAAAUUCUGCCAGCAGGAUUUUUAUGUAAGUUCUAGGGAGUCCAAUAAGUAUAAGAUUACAAAAAGGAUCUUAGCAUGUCAAUUGAAUGCAUAGAUUUAGACACCAACUACUUAGCUAAUCAAGAUCCUGAUCUAACUGUCAAUGUCAAUUGUACUGACUUAUCUACAAAUGAUUUUUGUUUGGAUGUUAAAUCUCAAAAGAUUAAAGUAAACUAAACUGAUUUUAGACAAAAGAUAUCGAAAUAUCAAGUAUAACCAUAUACAGUUUAAUCAUGGAAAGUGACUGCAUUAAAAAAUGGAUCAAAUUAAACUUUUGAGUAAAUCAUCGUAUUCUUAGACGAUAACUUUAAGGAAUUACAGAUGAAUUAUAGCAAGGGUUAUAAUAUGAGACCAAUAAAUAAUUAUGAAAACCUGAAUUUCACUUUUGUUAUACCUAUUAUAGAUUAACCACUGAUUCUAGAAUAUAGUAUUGCAAUAAUAUAUGAUUAUGAAGUGUUGGUUAUAUUGCAACCUAGUUGUUAUUCCUAUUAAUUUAGGUUGUUCGACUAUUAUCAAAAGUUUACUAAAGGAAAUCAAAUUAAUCUUAAAUUUUUGGUCUAAUUUACUAAUGAUAUCAUGCCAGGAUAGCAUAAUCUUAAAGUUAAUUUAAAUUAACCUCCUCAAUGCAUCAGUUAGGUUGAUUCAAAUUCUAAUAAAGCUUUAAGUGUUGUAAAGGUGAUCGCCAAUUGUCUAUUUUCAACUGACACCCCAUACAAAUAUCAACUUAGAGUCUUAAUCAAUGAACAAGAUUAUAUGGAUUACAAAUAAAGAAAAACCGAUUAUUCGUUAAUAUUAUACUCAUUUUAGAGUUCAAAUAAAUUCCAAAUUCUACUACCUUCCUCGAAAAUAUAUAUCAUUUUAUAAAUUAUGGAUGCAGAUGGUUCGAUAGAGAAUAAUUACUAAGAAAUAAUAAUGAAUAAAAUUGACUUAAAUUGUACAACUCUUUCAUAUUAAAAUUCCACUUUCAGAUAUCAAAUUGCAUUAGCAUUAGAAUUGCUUCUCAAUAAUUAUUAGAAUUCAGCUUGCUUAAAUGUUGCCAACCAAAUCUUAUCCAAUAUUAAAUAAUUGUCUUCCACCUAUAAAUUUGAAGAUUAGCAAUUAGCCUAUAAAUUUAUUAAAAUUUACACUCAUUACUACUUAAAUAUGAGCUCCUCUAAAUCUACUAAUAAAACUAAAAGAAUAUUAAUAGAAUCUUCGAGUGAUAGAUGCUAUGACAAAGUCAAUUAGAAAUUCAUUUUUACAAAUAAAAAUGUGUCAAAUGAACUUUAAUAUAACUACACGUAUUUAAAUACUUAAUUCAAUAAAUUGAAAAAUGAUGUAGACCAAUUAAUUAAAAAUAGAUAUGAAAUAGAAUAAGAAUUAAGUGAAGACACUUUGGUUUUACAAGAGCCCCUUUAUUAGCAAAGAGAAUUAAUAAUAGAUGCAUUGCAGAAUUAAUUACUAUUCAUUGAUGAUGCAUUUUACGUAUUAUCAAAGACAAAAAUAACUAUGAAUAGUGAGAAAUUGCUGAUAUUGAAUAUUGGAGAAGAACUUCUACAACUAAUCUAAAUAAUUUCUGAUUAAAUCAAUAGCCAAGCCUAAGUAAAUGGCAACCAACUAGAUAUUGAGGGAUAAUAGUUAUCGUGGAAAUUAUUAAGAUAAUCAAAAAGUGAUUUCAAUAAGUUAAUUAAUAUUGAAUCUGAUUUCACUGACAGUUUCGUUGCCUUUGUUGAAAAAUCUUAAUUGAGUAUCUCUUAUAAUUUCUAUAAUUUGUCAACUGAAUAUUAGGCUCGAUUGCAAUAACAAUUGAACUAUACCAACCUAUAGAUAGAUUCAAAUAAUUUGUUGAGAUUGAGUCUCAGAAACUAUAGAACUAUGUAAUAUUAUGUCAACUAUGAUAAUUUGACUUAGAAAUAUAAUGCAAUAUUACAACAAAUAUCAUAUUGUGAGGAAGACCAUUAAUAUAAUUACGAUGAUAUUUAUGAACCCUCUUGUAUUUAAAUGUCAAAUAGCAAUUUGUUUAAUGUUUGUGAUCGAAUAGAUAAGGAAGAGAAUUCCACUGUUAAUGUUAUUUGUAGUUGCAAUCAAUUUGGAAAUGUGUUUAUAAUUCAAAGUCCCCUAAAUUAGACUAAAUUUAUUAACGACUCUGGAAUUUAAAUUGAAUCUUUAGAAACAGAUCAGAAAACUCUAGAAAUUUUUGAAUAACCAUUCAUCUUAUUAUAAAGCAUAUUGACUUGCUUUUCAAUUUUAGUUUAUUAUUAAUUGUACACUUUGGAAAAUACACCUCAAGAAUAGAUGAGUUAAUAGUAUCAAAAUAUAGAGAGUUCGGAUGAUUUAAGUAAAUUAGAAAGGAAAGAUCAAUUGAAAUGCUACCCAGGUGAUGUCUUUAUUAUUAAGGAGAAUUAUAAAUACAUUCAUCAAUUUUUUUCGAUAUUCUAUUGCGAUGAUGUAGUUGUAAAGAAGAGUUAUAGAUUCCUACAAUUUUUCACUGAACUUAGUUUUCUGAAUCCAAUGGCAAUUCUCCUAUUAACUACAUUUUCAGACGAAUUGCUAUUAAAAAUGGUAUUCUUCAUCAAUUUUUCGAUGAUCUUAUUAAUGAGAUUUAUAUUUAAGUUGUUUUAGGCAAUAUAUAGAUUUGGUGGAAAACUUGCUAUGCUAAUAGUCUGUAUUUAGAUUUUGUUGCAAAUAUUGUCUUACAUUUUGUUCAUUUAUGCGCUUAUGAAUAACACCUAGAACUCUGCCUACAUCAAUUAUAUGAUAGGCGUGAUAAUAGGAGGAACAAUGGUUUUGACCUAUUUGAUAUACGACCCAUUGAUUAUUUUUGUCAGAAUACAGAUCUAUAAACUAAUAAUCUAGAGUAUUAAAAGCCAGCAACUGAAUCCACUAUUCCAUUUUGUCUAUUUCUUUAUUCAACAUUACAAGUUGGAUUAAAUAUUUGACAAAUAUGUGGUUUUUUGA
Molecule: messenger RNA, 9231 nt
Organism: Paramecium tetraurelia
Lineage: Eukaryota; Ciliophora; Oligohymenophorea; Peniculida; Parameciidae
Exons: 26
Source: RefSeq, a predicted model, not a curated record